Molecule: messenger RNA, 2140 nt
Organism: Achroia grisella
Lineage: Eukaryota; Metazoa; Arthropoda; Insecta; Lepidoptera; Pyralidae
Product: CAAX prenyl protease 1 homolog
Exons: 2
Coding region: 94-1425 (443 amino acids)
Biological process (GO): CAAX-box protein processing
Cellular component (GO): endoplasmic reticulum membrane
Molecular function (GO): metalloendopeptidase activity
Source: RefSeq, a predicted model, not a curated record
ACAGAAAUCCGGCACCAUUCCGGCAUAUUUCAUUUAUCUUUGUCUCGCAUUAAUAUAAUUUUUUAUAUCCGUAUUUAGGAUUUUUCAGUAUAAAUGAUGGCCAUCAAUGAAAGCAUAAUUAUAUUGCUAAUUCUACUAUUCUCAUGGGGAGAAUAUCUGUGGGAGCAAUAUCUUACUUUAAGACAGUUAAAAAUCUAUCAAACGAACAAUGAUAUACCAAAUGAUUUGAAAGAAAUGCUGAAUGAAGAAUCUUUUAAAAAGGCUAGACUGUAUGGAAUUGAUAGAUCAAAGUUCAAAAUAGUCAAGGAAUUUUACAGUAUAAUAUUAACAACAAUAAUCUUGUACAACCGCUGGAUUUAUGUUGCUUGGAACAAGUCAGAAAACAUUGCUGCCAUUUUCAACAUUGCAGCUGACAGAGAAAUUAUAAUAAGCUGCGUAUUUAUGACAUUUGUAACUUUAUUUAAUUUCAUUGUAAAUAUGCCUUUCACAAUUUAUAGUACAUUUGUGUUGGAAGAGAAGCAUGGCUUCAAUAAACAAACUGUAGGUUUCUUUGUGAAAGAUCAGUUGAAGUCUUUGUUGUUAAGCCUCGUAAUUACAUUGCCCAUUAUAUCUGUGGCAAUCUACAUUAUUAUGCUUGGUGGUAAUAUGUUUGUUGUUUGGUUGUGGCUGUUUACCACAUUAGCCACACUUGUACUUUUGACUAUUUAUCCAUCUGUCAUUGCACCACUGUUUGAUAAAUUUGUUCCAUUACCAGAAGGUUCUCUCAGGAAAGGUAUUGAAAGUUUGGCUUCGAGACUACAUUUCUCAUUGUCUCAAAUUUAUAUUGUAGAAGGUUCUAAAAGAUCGGCCCACAGUAAUGCAUAUUUCAGCGGUCUGUUUGGUGCAAAGAGAAUUGUCUUGUUUGAUACACUGUUAGAAAAAUAUGAUGAAGAGAAAAAGAAAACAACUGGUUGCACUGAAAGUGAAAUUUUGGGAGUUUUGGCACAUGAAUUGGGUCACUGGAGUUGUAGUCAUAUUUAUAAAUCAAUUGUAUUAACUGAAAUUAAUUUGUUAUUGCUGUUUACUGGAUUUGGAUUAUUAUUCAAAUAUUCCAUGCUUUACACAUCACUAGGCUUCCCAACUGGCCAGGAACCUAUAAUUAUUGGCUUAAUAGUAGUUUUGCAGAUGAUAUUGGCUCCAUACAAUUCAGUUCUAUCAUAUUUUGCUACAGCACUAUCUCGCAAGUUUGAAUUUGAAGCUGAUAACUUUGCUGUUUCAUUAAAUUAUCCUAAUGAAUUAAGGUCAGCCCUUAUUAAAUUAGGUAAGGAUAAUUUGGAUUAUCCAAUUUAUGAUAAACUUUACUCUUCUUGGUAUCAUUCCCAUCCAACAUUACUACAUAGGAUUGAAAAUAUAAAUAAUCAAACAAUAAGUAAGAAACAAGAUUAGUUUAACUAAUUUUUGGUGGUACCUUAAUGGUGCGUGACUUGAAUGCAUUUUUAGAUUUACCAUUACUAUUACAUACUUUAAACUACUAGAAUCACCAUAAAUAGUAUUGAUUAGCUGCAUAUUGUCUGUCUUCACUUUAUAGGUAGUGUGUAAUUUGUAGACAUAAGGUCUUCAAAAAAUAAGGAGGUUACAUUGACUAUUGUUCCAAAAUGUUAAUUUCUAUGUCAUUUAAUCGCAUAUUUGAUGUAAAAUGUAUGUUAAGAAUAUUUGUAACAAUGACUGAAACUUGAUUUACAUUUAUUUACAUAGCUCUCAAGUCCAUGAGUGUGAACAAUAUGUAUAAGAUAUAAUUAUCUUCAUAUUAAUAAUGUAUAAGGUCACAAGUGUAUCGACAGUCACAUAUCCUUCAUUCCUUGUAGAGACAACUGUCGUCGAUGCCAAAUAUCUCGUUACCUACAGCAUGGCUUUGUAAUCUGUAAUAGCUUAUAGUUCUUAGAGAAAUAGGAUUUAUCUAAUUACAUCUUUAUUCAAUUAUCUUUUGUGACAGCUUAAUUGCUGCUAAUAUUUCAAUUAUCAGAAUAAUUUCUUAUAUCCAUUUAAGUUCCUAUUGUAAAUCAGGAAUAUUAAAAAGACAAUGGGGUCAAUGUGAGUACGUAUCUAACGUUUGCACUAUUUAUAUCUUAUAAAAGUUAAUAAAUUUUGUAUUACGUGUCUA